AAGAUGUACCAGCUAUAGUCAUUUAGGAUACGUACCGUUGCAGAAUAUUAAGGCGCUCCUCUUUCGGCGACGGAAAACUUAACUUACUGUUUCCACAGGUCACAGCAGAAGCGCGCUGCAGACUGGUGAGUUGGCUCAUUCCAGUCCACAGACAUUUCAAACUGUCCUUCGAGUCCUGCUGUCUCGCCGUUAACAUCAUGGACCGCUUUCUGUCCACCACGCCGGUCGCGGCAGACUGUUUUCAGCUACUGGGGGUUACAUCGCUCCUGAUCGCCAGUAAACAGGUCGAGGUCUUUUCCCCCCGGAUCUCCCAGCUUCUGGCGCUGUGCUGCGACGCCUUCGCCAAAGAUCAGCUAUGCAACCUGGAGCGCAUCGUCUUAACCCGGCUGAGCUUCCGCCUGGCCACGCCAACGAUGGCCUUCUUUCUCCACUACUUCACCCAGCACAGACUGGCACAAAACAGCUCCGGGGGACCGGGGCACAGCGACGCAGUCAGGUGCUGGAGCCUGGCGCGGAGAAUCUGCGAGCUCAGCCUGGCGGACUAUGCGUUCAACCGUUACCGCCCGUCGGUGCUGGCUGCCUGCGCCGUGAGACUGGCGGAGCGUCUGCUGGGGGUGGCCCCCACGGCCGAGGCUGGGGAGGAAGAGGAGGACGAGGAAGAGGGACGCUGCACUCGCAAUCUGCGGCUGCUGGUCUCCUUGAACCAGGAGGUUCUGCGCACCAUGGCGGAACUGUGA
Messenger RNA from Conger conger (European conger), 737 nucleotides. RefSeq names its product cyclin-O. Lineage: Eukaryota; Metazoa; Chordata; Actinopteri; Anguilliformes; Congridae. The transcript is spliced from 2 exons. Gene Ontology annotation, molecular function: cyclin-dependent protein serine/threonine kinase regulator activity. Gene Ontology annotation, cellular component: centrosome; cytoplasm; cyclin-dependent protein kinase holoenzyme complex. The coding region runs from base 198 to 737 and encodes 179 amino acids. The record is from RefSeq and is a predicted model, not a curated record. Gene Ontology annotation, biological process: regulation of cyclin-dependent protein serine/threonine kinase activity; mitotic cell cycle phase transition.